Molecule: messenger RNA, 1942 nt
Organism: Oncorhynchus kisutch (coho salmon)
Lineage: Eukaryota; Metazoa; Chordata; Actinopteri; Salmoniformes; Salmonidae
Product: glutamyl-tRNA(Gln) amidotransferase subunit B, mitochondrial-like
Biological process (GO): mitochondrial translation; glutaminyl-tRNAGln biosynthesis via transamidation
Cellular component (GO): mitochondrion; glutamyl-tRNA(Gln) amidotransferase complex
Molecular function (GO): glutaminyl-tRNA synthase (glutamine-hydrolyzing) activity
Source: RefSeq, a predicted model, not a curated record
AUACCCUAAACAGAAAGGCUAAACAUGGCAGGCUCCUCUGCAGGAAUGACUGCACUGCUAUGUAAUAUGAAUAAACAAAUUGCAAUAUUUUAUCCAACGAUUACUUACCAAAGGCACAAUUGGUGUGUGAUAAGGAGAAUAUGUAUGUUUGUCUCCCGAUGCCAGAGUCAAGCCCAAACAAAACCGAAAAGUGCUCCCCGGGAGCUGGUAGGUGUGGUGGGUCUGGAGAUCCAUGCUCAGAUCCACUCCAACACCAAGCUGUUUUCUGGCUCCCGGGUCGGGUUCCAGGCUCCACCUAACUCCCUGGUGUCCUUCUUUGAUGCCUCCUUACCUGGAACUCUACCUGUGCUGAACAGACGAUGUGUGGAGGCUGCAGUGAUGACAGGUUUGGCCCUUAACUGUACCAUCAACAGGAAGUCUCUCUUUGACAGGAAGCACUACUUCUACGCUGACCUUCCUGCGGGCUACCAGAUCACCCAACAGAGGCUGCCCAUCGCGGUGGACGGCACCCUGACCUACAGUCACCUGGGGGGCCGUAAGAGGAACGAGGUGGUCACCAAGAGUGUCAGGAUCAAACAGAUCCAGUUAGAGCAGGACAGUGGCAAGAGCCUCCACGAUGACUACAGGAACCAGACCCUUAUAGACCUCAACAGAGCAGGUGUGGGUCUGAUGGAGCUGGUGAUGGAGCCAGACAUGAGCUGUGGAGAGGAGGCAGCAGCAGCCGUCAGAGAGAUGCAGCUCAUACUGCAGGCUCUAGGGACCUGCCAAGGAAACAUGGCUGAGGGCCAGCUGAGAGUGGAUGCCAACGUGUCUGUCCACAGACCUGGGGAUCCUUGGGGCAUCAGGACUGAGGUUAAGAACAUCAACAGUGCCCGCAACCUGGCCAGGGCCAUAGACUAUGAGAUCCAGAGACAGAUGUUUGUCCUGGAGAGCGGCGGCACAGUGCAGAACGAGACACGGUCGUUUGAUGGCAAGACUGGUCACACCAUUCCAAUGAGAGACAAGGAGGGCCUUCAGGACUACAGGUUCAUGCCGGAGCCCAACCUGCCUCCUCUGAUGGUGUACGAGGCGUGCUCUACAGCCCCCCCUGGUGUUGCCCCCAGCCAGGUGGUGGUUCUGGAGGAGGUGAGGGAGAGGCUGCCGGAGCUGCCCAGCGUCAGGAGGCAGAGGCUGGUGGAGACAUACGGCAUCCUCCCCGAACACAGCUUCACCCUGGUGAAUGAGGACGGGCUGAUGGACUACUUUGAGGCCGUCGUCAGGGAGACCAAGGCUGGGCCGAGAAAGGUGAUUGGCUGGGUGAUGAACGAGCUGCAGGGCCUCCUCCAUCAACAGAACCUGAGUGUCAGCCAGAGUCCGAUCUCUCCUCAAGCUCUAGCCCAGAUACUGAAUCUCCAGGAGAAUGGACAAAUCUCUUCUUCUAUCGCCAAGCAGGUGUUCCAGGAGCUGUGGAAGACCCCAGGUAAAACAAUCGUCAAGGAGAUCGUCAAGGAGCAGGACCAGGGUAUGGUCAACGACAGCACAGAGAUCCACAGCAUUUGCCAGAAGGUGGUGGACUCACACCCAGACCAGGUCCAAGCCAUCCGCAGUGGGAACAAGAAGGUUCUGAACAAGCUCAUGGGUCUGGUCCAGAAGGAGACGAAAGGCAGGGCUGACCCAGUCCUGGUACGGGCCAUCCUGGAGCAGAAGACCUCCUGAGGACUAACUAACACUGUCUGUGGCCACCUUGACUGCCUCAACCUUGACAUGCCUGGUGGAAUAUCAAACUGGUUCAAGAGGCAGAAAGCAUGACAUCAUUAUGGCUUCAUCAUAGUUAAUGUCCUCUGGUCAAGAGGAUUAUUGUUGCUAAAUCAACUGUCUCUCAUGUUGUCUUCUGGCACCGUAACCGCCUUUAAGUUGUUGUAUUGUAACUUUUAUUUGUGUACAUAAAUAUAUUCUAAUUCUC